ACCACCGAGUACAGGGUGACUUCAUCUCCCAGCUGCAGCAUUGUUAUCCCCUUUUAUCGUUCUGACUGUCAAAUAACAGAAAGUAGCCUGUCAGUUUAACAUUAGCUCACGUUAGCUACCCGCCCUGCUAAGUGUAGGCUCUUCAGACGCCCUGUCAGAGAUACAAAGGUCAUGCUGGGCAGUCUGCAACUGCUCAGUUGACACGUGAAGCAGGAACAGUUGUCCGUUAACGCUGCACUCUGUCUGCGGCGGAUGUGACAACUCUGCCGCAAGUAACAUGUCGCUUCUGCAAGAUGAAAUAUAGUUUGCAGCAAAAGGUACAGGUUCGGGUUCAGAUCAGGUCAGUGCUGCAGCGCAGGUUAACCUCCCACAUCCUGUCCUGUAACAGAGGAUCAUGUCUACUCACAGGUCGGAUACCUUAUGGUGUUCAGCCUCAUUCACCAGGCCACACACCUAUCCAGCAGAGCUUCCACGUACCCCUGAUACCUAAAAUCACAGCCCUGGUCAGGUACUCUGACUUGCCCACACCGGAGUACACUGUGAUUUACACAAUGCCUCACAUUAGGCUCCUCAGAGCCAUGUCCAGGCUCAAACUGCUCCAAACUGCCAUCACCAUGGCCAUCUUACCACCAGUGUACUUCUUCUACCUCCGGGGAGACGUCCCCUUUUUUCUUGUCAGCUACACUACGGUGACGGCACUGUUCGCUGGCGUCAUGCUGUACACUGCCAGUCACUUCUUCAGGAGUGUUGUGGGGAGGAUGUACCUGGACCAGUCUCAGACCACCCUCAAAUUGUCCCACCUCACCUUCUGGGGCAGGCGCCAUGACAUCUUCCUGCCUGUGUCAGAUGUUAUGACAAUUGGGGAUACAGGGGACUCCAUAAACGAGAAGAUAUUGAAAUUUAAGAGAUUCAGCAGUCCACAGACGAUGUAUUUCUCCACUUAUUUUGGACGUGUAGUGGACAAACAGGGUUUUGAGAAGGUGUUUGGAACUUGAUAAUGAUAGUUUGUUCAAAAUGAACAGAUUGGGACGUUGAUAGUCAACAGUGAAUCUUUCUAAUUAUGUUCAAAAUAUAAUGAGGAUCGGUUCUACGUAAAAAACAAGAUAAUACAGUGGAAGACUGUUGCUGGUAUAACCUGUGAUUGAGAUGUUAGUUGUUAUCGGUCUGAUAUGUCCAUCGUGAAUAACAAGCUCAUUCAUUAUUUUGGGGAAGUUUGUGAUUGACGAGGAAGGAUGCAUAUUUGCCGGCCUCAGCAGGACUGUGGCCUUUAGAGUGGAACAACAACAAGUGACGAGUGUUGCCAGUAAUAUGUUGAGUACGCAGAGGACUUUGGUACCAGACCAAAGUCAUGUCUCUUAAUAUGUGAAGCCGAAAAAAUUAAAUCAAAGUCUUCUUGGUACAAAUUUGGUUGUCUUAUUUUUUUACAAGCUGAAAUAGUCGUGUUGCAUCUUAACAGUGUUAAAUUGAUGUUAUGGGAUAAUACAAUAAACCUGCAACUACAA
Messenger RNA from Cottoperca gobio, 1502 nucleotides. RefSeq names its product transmembrane protein 186 (gene tmem186). The record is from RefSeq and is a predicted model, not a curated record. The coding region runs from base 294 to 995 and encodes 233 amino acids. Lineage: Eukaryota; Metazoa; Chordata; Actinopteri; Perciformes; Bovichtidae. The transcript is spliced from 2 exons. Gene Ontology annotation, cellular component: mitochondrion.